AUGCUUGCAGGGUUUGACUCGCCCGGGGAGUCAGCGGCUAAGAAAGAGGCCGCUGCCGGCCCACCGUGGCUUCAACUUCAUGAGCCUCAAAACGCCCCCGCCUGUCAGUUCGACUUCCCUGGACGAUCUGAGUGUGAGGCGCUCAGCUGCAGUCGGCCUCAGGAUGAGUUUCCUGUGGAGGUGUUCAGAGGAAUGUGUCACGCCUCAGCAGCUUAUUUAAUUCAUGAUCUGAACACAGAGAACGGCUGGGUCCUGGAAUCCGUUUCUCAUUCUCUGAAAGUAUCAGCGAGGGCAGCUGUAAGAAAGAUUCUUUUUGAAACACUCAAUGGUUUGAGUUUCAAAGAGCUCGAGAAAUUCAAGUUUUUGCUGCAGUUCACGUACUUCCAGAAGAGCCUCCCACAAAUCUCAGAGAGGCAAAUGCUGUUUGCACACAGUGCAGAAGAGCUAGUGGAUCUGAUGGUGGAGAACCUGGUGGAGAACCAGCAGUCUGUGGAGGUGACCAAGGAGGUUUUCAUGGACAUGGACAGGACUGAUCUGGUGCAGAGAUUGUCAGAGACCAGCUCAGGACUCAAAGAAGGGCCUUCAGGAAGCCUGGAGCUUAAGGGUUGUGGCAGCAGUACGCAGGACUCCAGUGACUGGACUAAACUUGAACCUGAAGUGAACAGUACAGAUGCAGAUGAGGCUCCAUUUUACAGCCUACAGACGGAAGCAGGAAAGUUUGAAUGCAGUGUCUCUGGGUUGCGCUGGUUAUGUAAGGAAAAGGUCAGCUUUAAGUACCAGUUUUGCUCUUGGGAGGAACACAUAGAGAGGAUGGAAAGCAUCCAAUACAUGCCUGCAGGUCCCCUAAUUGACAUCACAGUCAGUGCUGGAAGGUUGGAUGAAGUGUACCUGCCACACUGGAUCUGCACAGGUAAGUGGACAUGAAGACAAUAAUAAAAU
Molecule: messenger RNA, 939 nt
Organism: Morone saxatilis (striped sea-bass)
Lineage: Eukaryota; Metazoa; Chordata; Actinopteri; Moronidae
Product: NACHT, LRR and PYD domains-containing protein 1b allele 2-like
Exons: 6
Coding region: 1-924 (307 amino acids)
Biological process (GO): regulation of apoptotic process
Molecular function (GO): protein binding
Source: RefSeq, a predicted model, not a curated record